Molecule: messenger RNA, 861 nt
Organism: Xiphias gladius (swordfish)
Lineage: Eukaryota; Metazoa; Chordata; Actinopteri; Istiophoriformes; Xiphiidae
Gene: cimip2b
Product: family with sequence similarity 166 member B
Exons: 6
Coding region: 1-861 (286 amino acids)
Source: RefSeq, a predicted model, not a curated record
AUGGAGAAAUACGCCCCUAAAUUUAGCAAAGUUCUGCUGACACCUGAUCCACACUAUAUACCGGGGUAUGCAGGGUAUUGCCCACAGCUGAAGUUUAAUUUGGGGAAGUCAUACGCCCGGCUCACAGCCGAGCUGCUGACCAGUCCUGAUGUGAAGCGCUCCAGUCGUCCGGUCCUCCACACGGGUCACGUCCCCUCCACUGACACAGAUGCUCUGACACUGAGAGGCAUCCCGGACAGUGACCUGAAGAAGAUGAUACCAGGAUACACAGGCUUCAUUCCAAGAAGUCAGAACUACUUUUCCUGCAGCUACUCUGAAACAUGUCGUAAAGCGCUGGCAGAGUUUUACCAGGAAGGGUGUGCGGGCACCCGGCAGCAAUCAAAAGACCUGCCAGUUGUGGUCAACUACACCAACCAAAAGUUUGAAAGACCAGAACCCUCCCAGACAUCAAUCUCCAACAAAGUGAUUCACUACAAGCCCUUGAAGUCCUUCGACCACAUUGGAAAACCAUAUUUCAUGGAGGACGAUAACCCACACAAGUACUUUAUCUCAGGAUUUACAGGGCAUGUGCCAAAAUGUCGUUUCCUAAUUGGUAAAGGCUACCCCAUCACCACCAACCAGGCACUGAUCCAGUUUGGAAAGCAGCAGCAGAAUGACCCCACGUCCCAAAACAUCCCAUGGAGGAAGGACAGUACAACACCUCCCAUGCCCACUAUCUAUCCAUCAAACAGGGGUGUGGUGCCAUCAUUCACAGGACACAUCCCAGGAUACCAGUUCAUGUAUGGACAUACCUUUGGUCAACUUUCCCAGAAUGCACUGGAAAAGAGCAGCAUCAAGAGGAACCUUCGAGAAAAGUCUUAA